This is a messenger RNA of Labeo rohita (rohu), 2649 nucleotides long. RefSeq names its product PDZ and LIM domain protein 2. The record is from RefSeq and is a predicted model, not a curated record. NCBI's taxonomy places the organism in Eukaryota, Metazoa, Chordata, Actinopteri, Cypriniformes, Cyprinidae. The transcript is spliced from 10 exons. Gene Ontology annotation, molecular function: actin binding; muscle alpha-actinin binding. The coding region runs from base 221 to 1144 and encodes 307 amino acids. Gene Ontology annotation, cellular component: filamentous actin; Z disc; stress fiber. Gene Ontology annotation, biological process: muscle structure development; actin cytoskeleton organization; heart development.
CUAGAAGGUGUAAUCAGCUGAGAACAUCAUGUGCAGAUGUUCAUGGGUGGUGUUGACUCCAGACGUAGCCUCCAUAUCUCUAAGCUCCAGAAGAGCUUUAAAAAUACACCAUAAACAGGGCUGACCCCUUUAGUCUUACUGGCACCAACCAGAGUAAACACAAGCCAGUUUUGUUGUUCUGAAAGAGCAUUUAAAUUGAAAGCUUGUUUGUGGCAGACAGAUGACAUUUCAAGUGAAUUUGACAGGUCCACCACCAUGGGGUUUUCGUAUCUGUGGAGGAAGAGACUUCAAGAUGACCCUGACAGUCUCAAAGGUUUGUGAAGGUAGCCGUGCAGGUGAUGCUGGGCUGCAAGUGGGGGACGUUAUUUUGGAGAUUAAUGGUCAGGAUACUGGAGCCAUGUUGAAUAUGGAGGCUCGGAACAAAAUCAAGACAUCUGAACAUCAGCUGUGGCUACUUAUUGAAAGACCUGCAAAAACAGACGUCAUACAGCGCUUCGGUUACCUUGAUCCAAGACUUCCUGUUAAUUUGGAACACUCAGUCCAGCCAAAACAAACCCAUGAGUCAGUACAGGGCCUGUCCAAGAGCAGCUCUCAGAGCUUCAGAGCCCCACUGGAGAGAAACUAUAGUCCAGAGCAGCUGAAGCAACAUGGCAAGGUGUCCACCACAGGACAUAACUCAUCUGCAUCUGAUUGUAUCCAAACAGCGGUGUAUGAAUCACAGACUACCAAGAAAAACAUAAGCUUUAAUUAUCCAGUUUGGAGCUACGGGCCUGUUGACCCUGAAGAGCUGAUGAGAAUCAAGAGAAGACAACUUCAACCUCAGGAGCCCAGACAGUCCAACACUUUCAGAGUUCUACAGGAAGGACUAGAACGAAUGUCACUGCCAUCUGGAGCGGUCCAGCGAAGUCAAAGAUUUCGCACUUGUGAGAGAUGUGGUUACAUAAUCGUAACUCAGGUGGUGAAGAUCAGAGAGAGACGCUACAGGCACGUGGAGUGCUAUACCUGCAGGGAUUGUGGUUUCAGUCUCAUGGAGCAAGGACAUUUCUGGGUGGAUGAGGAGCUGUACUGUGAGAAACACGCUCAAGAGAGAUGCCAGACAGCCAGUGGCCUUCAUUUACCACAGGCUCAAUCAAAACACUGGUGAGGAGCACUUGAACUCAAUUCCAUGGAGACGUGAUCUCUCUAACCAAUGAAAGUGGAUGGUGAACCACUUUGGAUGGUGAUUAUCAAUCUCCAAAAAAGGACAAAGAAGCACCAUGAAAGCAGCUUAAACAGUCCUGAAGUCUUCUGAUGCCGUACAAUAGCUUUGUGCGAGGAACGCAUUGAAUUAAGUCAUAUUUAUUAAGGGGACAGUUCACCCAAAAAUUACAAUUUCUGUCAUCAUUUGUGCUCCUGGACCACAAAACCAGUCAUAAGGGUCAAUUUUUGAAAUUGAGAUUUCUACAUCAUGUGAAAACUGAGUAAAUAAGCCGAGAUACAACUACUUGAAAAUCUGGGUGCAAAAAAUUGCAUUUAAAGUUGUCCAAAUGAAGUUCUUAGCAAUGCAUAUUACUAAUCAAAAAUUUAGUUUAGAUAUAUUUAAGGUAGGAAAUUUACUAAAUAUCUUCAUGGAACAUGAUCUUUACUUAAUAUCCUAAUGAUUUUUAGCAUAAAAGAAAAAUCAAUCAUUUUGACUCAUAUAAAGUAUUUUUUGCUAUUGCUACAAAUAAACCAGUGCUACUAAGUGGUCCAGGGUCACAUUUAUUCACUUUCAUGUUGUUCCAAACCUGCAUGGGGCUUCUUUCUUUUAUAGAACACAAAUGAAGAUAUUUUGAAGAAUGUUGGUUACUAAGCAGUUUCGAUUCCCAUCGACUUCCAUUGUAUUUUUUGUCUAUACUAUGCAAGUCUCAAAACAGUUUGGUUACCAACAUUCUUUAAAAAUAGCUUCUGCAGAAGAAACUCAUACAGGUUUGGAACGACAUGAGGGUCACUAAAUGAUGACAGAAUUUAGUUUUUGGCUGCUAAAUUAUUUCUUUAUUGCACGUAUUCUUAGUCCUCUCUAGAGGGCACUAUUUUCUCAUGUUUCAUUGCAUUACAAUAAUUGAACACCUGCAGUUUGAGACUUUGAGCUGUGGCUGAUGAUCUAUGCUUUCAAUAAAUGUCUGGCAUCUUUGAGAAAGAGAUGACAUCACUGGAAUGCAUCCCACAGCUAUAACAUAGAAAAAAAAGAGUGUGGUAUUACAUGAAUAGCAAAUUACCUCAGUAGCCUGCAGUCUGACCCGAUUGCAUUAUGUAAAGGAAUACACUGAAUAGAGAGUAGUUCGAGGGACGUGGCCUGUUGACUUCCACUCCCCAUGCAGAAGUAUGAAGGCCCUGAAUGACGGGUUUCAGGAACAAUACAAACUCGCAUUAUCCUCACAAAGGACGUAGUGUUUGUUAGCGUCAUGUUUAUUAUUAAAACCCUAAAUGGCAAUGGAGAUUCAUCAGCAAUGAAUGAUGAUGGCUUUGCAUUAAUACCUGGUGGUUUGUUUACCUAACUGUGGAAAAACAACAUAUUAAUGUACAAGUAUGUAUUAUUAAACAAGCUAAAUUUAUAUAGCACAUUGUACAAUGCAGAUUCAAAGCAGCUCUGCAGUAAUAAACAGUGUUGAUGUUGCAAAAUUCAACAAA